AUGCAUUCAGGUCUACAUCCCGAAGACUCAUUCACAAACUUUUACAGGGUGCUAAAAAUCCGCCAGAUCAAGUACUCGGUGUUUGUUUCCUCAGUACCAUCAAAGAAUGAGCAGAUAUUAUUGGAAGCUGAGCUUCAUAUGAGAAACCUGCAUAAAGAGGGACUCUUGUUUCUGACCAAUAAAGAAUUAUGGGCAUUUGGUUUGAACGAUGAGGAAGUUCCGGUUCCUUUGGAGAAAUUCAACAUGAAAUGCAAAGAAUCAAACAUUAUACUACCCUCAAUGAUUUUUACCUCUAACAAUAAUCAUGGCAGUGAUACCAGUAACAGUCUUGAUAACAAUACCUCAAAGAAAAAUAGUGAAAAUCUUGACUAUUCUGUCGCGUUACAAUCUUCGAGCGCUGGAACAAAUGACAAUUCCAAUAGCACCGCCAAUCCCAAUGACCCGCAACUUAACCGAGACCCAAAGUAUCCCAAUUUCCUCUACAGAGUUCUUCUAAAUGCAAUCAAGAAAAAAAUAUUGUUGAACUUGUCAAUCAAAAACUGCAUUACUCCAUUUGGUGAUGCGUCUAUCAUAAAUUCUCAAAACAGACUCUCGGAUUUCUUGCUUGUUGACCCUCAAGUUGCGUUUAACGGCGAUGUUCUCAUUUCUAUUGCUACGAAGCCUUCAAAUUUAAUAAACUUGUCGAAAUACCUAUAUCUGAUAAACUCUCAAAGCAUUAAUAACAGCUACAUUAAUAAUUCAAACUUUGCUUUAUAUUUGGCUCCAUCAGGCAUCAGAGCUUACUUUGCUAACCAUAAUUUGAUGGAUUCUCUAGCUCCUACCCCAAGCAACUGCAACAACCUUUUUAUAAUGCUUCAUGUAUUGAUGGGGAUAUUAUUUAAUAAGAAAGUUAAUGAAAUCAGAUGGGUCAAAUUGAUUCCUGAUUUGCGCCAUUUGAAUGGUAUGACCCCGCAAAUAUCCAAAUAUCUUAAGCCAGUACAAAAUCAAAAAUUUGUCAUUUGGCCCUUAGACCUAUGUUAUAUUCAAAAAGGAGAACUUUUUAAUAACUCCUCCAAUAUUAAGGUUUCGGUGAACGACCCAUUUGAAUUUGUUGACGACUUUAUUGAUCUUCAGCAUGUUUCUGAAAAAGUGAGCUCCAACAUGAAUGCAUCCCAAAAAACGCAGGAUACGAAAAUUGACGCCGCCAACAUAGAAAUUGAAGAAACUAAUGCAAAGCUAAUACCUGAAGAAGAUUCUCAAGAAAUAAAAGUGGAGUAUGAUAAUGAUGAUAAUGAUGACGACGAUGAUGAUGUGAAAGUUGAAAGCAACAAAACCAUUACACCAAUAAAUGUCGAUAGCCAAGAACCUCAAGAUGAUUCUGGAAAUAGCAACAAUUGGAAUGAUCUUGAUGAGGAACUCUUUGGAGAAAAUAACGGAGUUACUGAUGCUGAUUUCAAUUUCUUUGAUGAUAGCGAUGAUGACGUAAUUGCCAAUGAAGAUGCGAUGGCUCCUGAGGAGCAAAAGCACCAUGAAGAGGUAAUGAUGAACGAAAUACGACAUAAAACCUCCCCGUCAGAGACUCGGCAAUCUGAAUUGACCAGGGAAAUCAUUAAAAGUAUCGAUGGUAAUGAAAGUGAUGCACCAAUGGCUAGGGAUGUGGAUGAAAAUGUAUUAAAUGAAAUACAUAAUAAUAAACCAGCUUUUGAUAUUCCAAAAGAUGAAAUGUGUUUGCCAUCGACACCUUAUAAUGAUCCAGGUGCCCCAUUACCGGUUACAAAUACCCCGGCGUCAACACAUCAAAGUAUUUUUUCUCCAUUGAAGUUUAAUCCUGUAAUAAGAGAGGUUGUGGAUAACAAAUAUGACAAAGGUGGGAAAUUUCACGUCCCUCAUAGCAUGAAGCCAACCUCAAAAAUCGACAUUUCCGGAGAUCACAGUGGCUCGACCAAUAUCAAUAACAAGGGCUAUCUCAAUAAAAUUUUGCCCAGUCCAUCAGUGCAAUCCGAAGAUUACUCAAUUGUGGUACAUUCUUCAGAUGAAGAUUUGACCUCUGAUAGUGAUUCUGAUAGUCAAAAAGAUGAAGACGAAGAUGAAGAUGAAGACGACGAUGAUUAUGAUUAUGAUAUGGGAGAGCUACAAGAAAGCGGUAAAGAGCAAGAAAAUGGUGAGGGUAAUGAGAAUAUAUUAAAAGGAAAUAGUCAAGACGUAAUUAAAAAUGACAAUGAUCAAGAUAAUAGUGAAGACAGUUUGAAGGAACCAAAUCCGGUUCUGACAAAACAUAGUAUUGCAGAGCUACAAGCAGAGGUAGUGGGAGCAAAAGAUUCUUUGAAUAAUGGAAGAUUUGACAUAGAAUUAGACCCUCGAGUUGACACCAAGGAUGAUUCAAGCAUUAAUUUCAAUUCCUUGGAAAAUAUUGACAAUACAAAAUUAGACACUAAUAUCAAUUAUCAAAAUAUUCGUACCCCGGAACUCCCUCAAACCAAGACGUUCCAAAAGUACAGUGAAGCACCAAAGGCACCAACGCCGUUAAGUGCUGCAGUAACCCCUAAUGAAACCACAAAUUCUCCAAAUGUUGAGCAUUCUAAUUCUUCAACACCUACCAGUGGAGUUUUGGGAUCCUCCAACAACGCUAAAGCCAAAAAGCAGGCCACCGUUAGGUAUCACGAUUUCUCUAACUGGAUUCAAUUUUCAACCAAAUGGAUUCCCCUAUAUACUAUACCAGAACGAUAUUUUCAUAAUAACCCAAUAAUUUCAGAAAAAGAUUUGAAAGUCAUUUUGCCGUUCUUGGUUAAUGCAUUGGCAUUUGAUAGAUCUAUGAUUGAGAGGAUUAUUACCAGAAGUUUAAAAUUGAAAGAAGAGCCUUUGAAGUGUCUUGAUGAUUAUAAUUCGUUGGCGGAUUUGAUACAAUCCACUACGACGGAGUCUCACAUGGAUGAUACUAUUGAUAUGAACGAUUUUGAAAACUAUUUUGAUGAACUCGAUUUCAAUGAUGAAACAUCCCUGACAGUCAAAAAAUUUACUGAGGAUCAGGAAGAUUACAAAAAUAUUGAAGAAGUCAUUAACAGUUUAUUCAGCUCUAUGAAAAAAAUCCAGUUGGUCGAAUAUGUUGGACUUGCCGAUGACUGCGAAAACAAGUAUGAUUUUAUUAACUCUUUGAUUUCCACCGAUAACAAUGAUUACGAUGAUCCCAUGAUGAACGACAAUUAUUUAGAAGAAUUUGGUAACGAAGCAUAUGCAAAAGAACUUCAGGAAUAUGUGUUCGAUAUUCCACCUCCUUUAUGCAAAGUUAGAAGAAUGAACCAGGAAAUGACGGUGGAUUUGGUUACCCUAAAGAUGUGGAAAAUAUUGUCAUUUUCACCCUUGUAUGAGAAGCACGAUAUCAGGUUAUUGUUUGUAAUCAAUGAGCCGUUUGCGGGGACAAAAAGAUCGAAAAACAUUCUAGAGAUUUCUCUGAUGAUGGUUAAUAAUAUAGCGAAAAGCUACGAAAGUUGCGGGUUGGGAUCUGCUGGAUUAGUUUCUGGACGUGAAAUUUUUGAGGAUUUUGAGCUUUCUGGAGGGUUGGUUGAGCUGCUUAGAAGUGGUUCCGACAAUUCAACUGUACAGGUUUUGACACGCAUUAAAAAUGGAGUCUUCAAUAUCAAUUACCAGGGAAACAGUGGGGACGAAUACUUUGAAACUAUGAAACAAAAGUUCGAUAUUUUGGGUAAAAUCCUUGUUCGAAUUAAUGAUCUUGAUGCUCCCAGAAUUGUCAUUUUAUUCGGUAAUACGUUUACCGAUUUGUCCGCUAUUUUAAAAACAGUUUCAGUAUUUUCCAAUUUUCACUCGCAAAUUUCGCAGAUUGACGAUAAGAAUGCUCCUUCAUUUCAAAUCCUCCCAACAAAGACUUUCCUCAAAGACAAUUUCUUCACUUUACCUUCUCAGAAUUUUUUUCACCGGCUUUCCUUAUCCUUAUACAAUAAGUAUACCGAUGAAAGUCAGGAACUUUUUUCGAAGUUAAUGGAUAGAACCCCAAGAAAGAUUAACUUCCAAUUAACCAAAGAACCAAUUGCCAACACCUUGAUGAAUGAAGAACUAUAUAUUCAUUUGGCGUACGAAAGAUCAGCAGACAAAAAUUGGUGUGUUGCUAGCUGGUCCGAUCAAUGGGGGAGAACUAGGAAAGUUAGGUCGUGGUAUGUUUACCCAAUUAGCAAUAGCAGCCUAUCAAAAAUUGGCAAUGGAGGGAAACUCAAUAGCAAGGAUAGCAUUAGAAAGACAUUUGAGCAAGUUACAAAUGAUAUGUGGCAAGAGACUGCAGAGUUUGCAAAAAAUCAUAAUGGCAAAUACUUCUUGGUGUUGACUAGGUUGAAUGGGGUUAUUAUAGACGAAGAACUCGCGCACUGGAAAAGAUUAUCGCAGGGAACCAGUGUGCAAAUCAUUUUGGUCACAGUUAACUCUAAUCCCAGGUUGAUUUUGAAAAAUUUCGGAUGUCCUUUCCCAUUCAAGAAAAUGUACUUGCAACAAACUGAUGGGUCAGGUCAUGCGAAAUCGUCGAAAAAGAAAAUGUAUCCUAAUUAUAAUUCGGAGAUAACUAAAAUUCAAAGCAACAUUGAUCACAUCAAGGACGAGGGGAGCACCAACAAAUUUGCCCCAGAAAGCAAUGGCGCGCAUGCGGCCGAAAGCCCUGAUUUCUAUCAAGGAAGUAAGUCAGUAAUUGCAAAUGAUUCACUAUUGUCUACAAAUGAGACUUUGAGUUUGAAUGAUUUAGAAAAUGGUGAGAUUAGUACACAUGAUAUUAAAAUCAUGAGUGCUAGCGAGGAAUUCUAUGGGGUUAUUUUGAAAAGUUCUAUACCCCUUUCAAAUUCUAUCAACAAGUUUGCUUUCCGCACAGGUUAUUUAAUCAAGCCUUUGAAUAACACUACUGAUGAGCGUCUUUUAACUUUUGAAGUGAACUUGCUAAGUUAUCCAAGUUACUUCACCCAUAUGAGCUUGUUGAGAGAGUUGUUGACCCAGUUUAGAAAUUUGGUGGCGGUAAACUCUUUAUUAGGAGAUUUAAGUGACGAAUAUUCUUCUAAUGACUACGGCUUCACUAAUAUUUGUGCUCCUGAUAGUGAAAUAGGCCAAAGUAGCAUCAACAAUGAGUCAUUGAUGCCAUGGCAUAUUCGGGCAGUGAAGAAAGUGAUGAAUGUUUUGGUACAUGUUAGAGUGGAAUGA
Messenger RNA from Saccharomycopsis crataegensis, 5166 nucleotides. RefSeq names its product Ssn2 protein. The transcript has a single exon. Gene Ontology annotation, molecular function: transcription coregulator activity. Gene Ontology annotation, biological process: regulation of transcription by RNA polymerase II. Gene Ontology annotation, cellular component: mediator complex. The record is from RefSeq and is a predicted model, not a curated record. Lineage: Eukaryota; Fungi; Ascomycota; Saccharomycetes; Ascoideales; Saccharomycopsidaceae. Bases 1 to 5166 code for a protein of 1721 amino acids.